Molecule: messenger RNA, 1355 nt
Organism: Durusdinium trenchii
Lineage: Eukaryota; Dinophyceae; Suessiales; Symbiodiniaceae
Source: the annotation of a GenBank genome assembly
CGAACAUUCUUGUGACCGCUAGCAUCUCAUCGGUAUGGACCGCCUGCACUUGGCACUGCGUGCCCCGGCCAGGUGCGGGUCAGCCGAGGUCGGCCGUGUUUGUUCUGGAAGCGCAUCAUGUACACAGAAGCCAUGUCGUCCUUGACCCAAAGCUCAAAGUGGCAGCAGGCGUUGGCAGUGUUUCAACUCUCCGAAGAGCGCUUCGGGCGGCACCUGCACAGCACCACCGCGGCUUUGGGUGUGCUGCGGAAAGCGCCUCGCCAUCGGUGGCCCUGGGCAGCGCAGCUGCUGCAGCGCUUGCACGACGGGCGGAUUCCGCUGGACGUGGUUUGCUUCAGCAGCUUGGCCUCGAGCUGUGAAGAAAGCACCCUGUGGCGAAAGACCUUGCAGAUCUUGGAGGACAUGCAGAGCCAUCGCAUCAGCCCCAACAGUGUCGCCCUGACCGCCUGCCUCCGGGCACUGGGGCGUGCAGGGCAGUGGCGGAAAAGCAAAGAACUGGUGGAGUGGAGCAGAAGGUGUGGUUUGGCCUUGGAUGCCUUAGCCUACGUAGCCUUAAGCUUCGCGCAUGAGCAAAGUUCACGCUGGCAGCUGGCCUUGGCCUUGCCGAUGCACUGUCAGCUUGGUGCCAGUGGCUUUGGUGUCGCCUUGGCCGCAUGCGAGAAGGCACAGCUCUGGACGCAAGCGUUGCACCUUCAGAACCAGCUGCAAGAACGAUCCGUCGACUUGAAUCUGCUGAUGCUGAACAGCCUUCUGAGCACCUUCUCGCAAGCCAUGAAAUGGACUCUUGCGCUCCAGCUGCUUCAAGGAGGCCCCGAUGCAGUCGGCCUCUCUGCGGUGUUGGCCAGUUGCGAAGAGGGAGGUGCUCCGGCACUGCCCGCGCAUCAACUCCUCGCAGCCACGCGCUUGUCAUCAAGGCCGCCCCACAAGCGCCCCGCAGAGCGCCAGUGGGGCGCUGAGCUGAUGCGGAUCCAGGAGCUUCAAAACAGGGGCUACGAUCCCAAGGCUGCUGCCUUCAAGCGCCACGCCUUGGCUCCGGCCAUCCGGCGGCUCGGGAGGCCGACUGGUGGCCAGCAUGUGGAGACGAACCUGCUGGACUUUGGGCUCUUCACCCGUGAAGCCCUUGGGACGCUCCUGGCCGAUGUGCCCAAAACGACUGGCCAAUGGGCCCGCCCGGCACCUGAGAGCAGUUCCUGCGUGCUGGGUGGUUUGCCACAAAGGCCAAAACGCCGAAUGAUGGCUGCAGAGGUGCAUGUCUUGCUCUUCAGAGAAGAUGUGACACUGCUGCAGGAGAGAAUUCAGCUCGUGGACGCCUGAGGGCCGAGACCAGUUUCCGACGAACCGGAAGACAGCUGGAG